GCGAGGCUGACCUGUCGAUGAGGGAUUCCCUAAAAUGGCAAAAAGUAAUGAAGAGCCUUUGAGGAUUCUCUGUAUCCAUGGUUACAGACAGAGUGGACAGGCCUUCAGAGAAAGAACUGGGGCUUUCAGGAAAAUAGUCAAGAAACAAGCAGACCUUGUCUUCAUCAACGCCCCCAAUAUCGUGCCACCAUUUGAGAAUGCAGAAGGUGAUUCAGUAAAUGCUGCAGACCAAAGGGGCUGGUGGUUCUCUAGAGAAGAUGACUACUUCUUGGCUAAGGAGAGGUCAGACUGCUGCAAGGGCUAUGAAGAAUCUCUAGAAGUUAUCAAGACGGCCUUUGAAGAACAAGGUCCAUUUGAUGGUGUACUGGGCUUUAGCCAGGGGGGUUCCAUGGUCUCCUUAUUAUGCGGUUUACGGGAACAAAAUCCAGAUUCUCCAUUUAAGUUUGACUUCGCUAUACUCGUUGCAAGUUUUCAAAGCCGUUCUUCUCAACAUGAUAUCCUUUAUUCCAAACCUAUCACCUUGCCAACAUUGCACGUUUUCGGAGAUACGGAUAAAGUCAUUCAAAAAGAAAUGAGUGAAGAGCUCCUGCCACACUUUGUGAAUCCCAUAACGCUUCAACAUCCCGGAGGACAUUUCAUACCUGCAUCUGGCCCACAAAAAAAAGUCUACUUAGAAUUCCUCAAGGACAUGAUGGCGAGGAAAAUCAGCUCUUGA
Messenger RNA from Lineus longissimus, 715 nucleotides. RefSeq names its product esterase OVCA2-like. Gene Ontology annotation, biological process: response to retinoic acid. Gene Ontology annotation, cellular component: nucleus; cytoplasm. NCBI's taxonomy places the organism in Eukaryota, Metazoa, Nemertea, Pilidiophora, Heteronemertea, Lineidae. Bases 35 to 715 code for a protein of 226 amino acids. The record is from RefSeq and is a predicted model, not a curated record. Gene Ontology annotation, molecular function: hydrolase activity. The transcript has 7 exons.